AGCCGAGGGCCUCGACCAGAAGAAUCACCGACGACCAACCAACCAACCAUGAAGCUCACCCCAACCGCUGGGCUCAUCCUGCUGGCCUGCUGCCUCAGCCAGGCCCUACCCCAGGCACGUGUGGCCGGUGGCGAGGACGCCGUGCUCGGCCAGCUGCCCUACCAGGCGGCCCUCUCCAUUGGUGGCAGCUACAACUGCGGCGCCGUGAUCAUUGCCGAGCGCUACGCCCUCACAGCCCUCACGUGUGUCUGCUCCGAGGGCAAGAGCACGCCCUGGUCCGCCAAUCUCUUUGGCAUCACCUUCGGCUCCGUGGAUCUGUACACGGGCGGCAGGGAGAUUCGCGUGGAGGAAAUCACCAUCAAUCCCAGCUACAACACGCUCAAGACCGGCCUGGCCCUGCUCCGGCUCAAGGAGUCGAUUGUGUUCGAUGAGUACGUGAGUGCCGUGCCCCUGGCACGCGAAAACCCGCCAGUGGGCGCUCAGGUGGAGAUCUCUGGCUGGGGACGCACCACCGAAUCGGAGGCGAGCAUGCAUCGCGCCCUGCAGAUCGGCCAGGCCGACGUAAUGCUCGGCCGCGAGUGCCGCAUGGGCCAUGCGGAGCAGGAGCCAAUCGACAACGACCAGGUGCUCUGCCUGGGCCAUCAGCGGCGCAAUGGCGUCUGCCGUGGCGACAUGGGCGGUCCGGCCGUCUACCAGCAGCAGCUGGUGGGUCUGGCCGGCGAGAUGCUCGGCGAGUGCGGCGGCCUGCUGCCCGAGCGCUUCGUCAGCAUCGCCUCCAACUAUGAUUGGAUCCAGCAGCACAUCCAAUAAUUACCGAAAAUAUACACCAAAUAUUCAAGCAA
Messenger RNA from Drosophila obscura, 842 nucleotides. RefSeq names its product serine protease SP24D. The coding region runs from base 49 to 810 and encodes 253 amino acids. Gene Ontology annotation, molecular function: serine-type endopeptidase activity. The record is from RefSeq and is a predicted model, not a curated record. NCBI's taxonomy places the organism in Eukaryota, Metazoa, Arthropoda, Insecta, Diptera, Drosophilidae. Gene Ontology annotation, biological process: proteolysis. The transcript is spliced from 2 exons.